GUUUCCUACAGAUGGAUCCAGUAAUGGGAACCCACCAGAGAGAUGUCCCCGUCCUCUGUAUUCCCGGGACUACACACAGGAAGAUAAGUUCAUAGAUUAGCCAUUGGUAAUGACUGUGUUACUCAGAUUGCUUCGUGUCUCACCAAGGUUGAAGACAUAAUUGUUAUUAAGGCUGAAGUGUUGGAGGAAGCAGAAGACCUGAUGUGUGAGGAACCAUAUAGGGAGGAGGUAAUCCUUCCAAAGAUCAGCACAGAUCCCGGAGACUUCAGAACCUCUCCGAGAGACAUCACAGUUGAGAAGGAAGGACAUGGAAAGAUUAUGGAAGAUGAAGUUCCUGUAGAGAUCAACACAGAUGGGCGAUACAGAAGGUAUGAAACGGAAGAUUGUCCAGUUGAUUCUCCAAACAAUGUAAUAGACACCACAGCAGAUCCUUUAAGAGAAAACCCCACCAUCCCAGAUCUUCAAGCAGUACCUCAUAUGGCAGACCUGUCAUCUAAUCUCUCUACCCUUGCGGGGACUGUUAGGGAUCACUUGUAUCCAAGGACUUAUGAAGUCCAUUUAUCCAAUGAACCGUUCUCUUGCUACGUAUCUAGUAACUGUUGUAGCCACAGAUCAAAGCACAUCUCCCAACCCAAAUCUGACAUACGAUCCCCAUGCUCCGAAUGCGGUAAAUCCUUCGGCCAAGGCUCCAGCUUCGCCCGCCUUGCCGUAACAAAGACCUAUCCCUGUUCCGAGUGCGGCCGAUGCUUUUCGCAGAAGUCAAACCUCCUCAGGCAUCUAAGGUUUCACACGGUGGACAAGCCGUACAUGUGCUCUGCUUGCAGCCGGUGCUUUUCUCAAAAGUCGGAUCUCCUCCGGCACCAGAGGAUUCAUACAGGAGAAAAGCCGUAUUCGUGUCUGGUCUGUGGGCGGGGCUUUGCACAAAAGUCAAACCUCCUUCGACACCAUCGGAGUCACUCCGGAGAAAGACCGUUUUCCUGCUUGGAGUGCGGAAAGUGUUUCGCAAAGAAACAGGAUCUCGUUUCCCAUCAGAUAAAACAUGCAAAAUAGACAUAAGGCAAUUUAUAAAGCCGAGUGCAACGUGCAAUAAGUUGAGGCAAGUUAGCCAUAAGCUCAAAGGUCUGACUCGGGAUUAGCACUGUGGCCGUUUAAAAGAUGAUGUUGGCUUGGAUUUAAAGGAAUUUUUUGUAUUGAAAAGCCUGUGGUGUGCAAAACACACCCAAAAAACUCCACCCGG
This is a messenger RNA of Rana temporaria (common frog), 1237 nucleotides long. RefSeq names its product zinc finger protein 2-like. The record is from RefSeq and is a predicted model, not a curated record. Gene Ontology annotation, biological process: regulation of transcription by RNA polymerase II. The transcript has 4 exons. Lineage: Eukaryota; Metazoa; Chordata; Amphibia; Anura; Ranidae. Gene Ontology annotation, molecular function: DNA-binding transcription factor activity, RNA polymerase II-specific; RNA polymerase II cis-regulatory region sequence-specific DNA binding. Bases 202 to 1050 code for a protein of 282 amino acids.